GUCCGGUUAACUUUUAACUACGUAGAGACGAAAACCGGACACACCAGUCCAACCGGAGAGAGGAGGGAUGUCGUUCUGCAGGUUCUUCGGUGGAGAGGUCUAUAAAGACCACUUUAAACCAGGGAUUUAUGUGUGCUCCAAGUGUGAUCACCAGCUUUUCACCAGCCGCUCCAAGUACGAACACUCGUCUCCCUGGCCGGCCUUCACAGAGACCAUCCAUGAGGACAGUGUGUCUAAACAUCAAGAGAGACCUGGAGCAUAUAAGGUGCGAUGUGGGAAAUGUGGAAAUGGACUAGGUCACGAGUUUGUGAAUGAUGGGCCAGCCAAAGGUCUGUCUCGCUUCUGAAUAUUCAGCAGCUCACUGAAGUUCGUCCCUAAAGAUAAGGUCGAUGGACAGUAAAGUGAGCUGUGAGAGGGAAGUGCUGCUGGAUGUUUAGACGUUUCUCUGCGCUGCUGAAGGUGUGGACAGUGGAUGACGUGUUCUGGGAUAAAGCCCAAUCUGGGAGCGCCAGAGCGCUGAUGAACGGUGGCCACACUGGACAGCGAGAACAGAGGACUGAGCUCAAUACCUUUUUAUUUAUCACUAUCUCAGGAUAGCGACGCUGAUUGCACAGUGUCUCAUCACUUUUACAUUUAUUUAAAAUGACUGAGAUGUUUUGUGGUUCUAAAAAUUUUUCUUUUUUACUGGGAUACGAAUCAUGUUAAUUUACCUCCGCAUUUCUGCCUGUGGCUCUUCUGUUUUCCACCAAACUGUGAGAGUAAAAAAAAAAACGAGCAUACCAGUCUGUUAGAAAGAAAUAUCAUACCAAACUACGAAUCAAAAACUACAGAACAUGAAGAUUGCUCAUUCCGUAGUUUUUUAAUUUAUUCAUCGACAACAGCCUACCUGCUGCUUUUAAUGCACUAUGCACAAAACGAGUAAUAAUGCUAUUUUCACUCUUGAGAAGCUUUAUGUAAAUGGGUCCCAAUGACUGAUAUGACAAAUGAAAUACAUCUAUUUUAAAAUAAAAAAGUCCUUAACAUUA
Plectropomus leopardus (leopard coralgrouper) is the source of this 1025-nucleotide messenger RNA. RefSeq names its product methionine-R-sulfoxide reductase B1-A-like. The record is from RefSeq and is a predicted model, not a curated record. Gene Ontology annotation, biological process: protein repair. Lineage: Eukaryota; Metazoa; Chordata; Actinopteri; Perciformes; Serranidae. Gene Ontology annotation, molecular function: peptide-methionine (R)-S-oxide reductase activity. Gene Ontology annotation, cellular component: nucleus.